CAAACAGGUGGUAGGCAGACGAACAGGUAUCAAUUAUCAUGUUCACUACAUACGAACGCAACUCGAAGCCACGUUUGAAUACUAUAAUCAUAAAUCAUAACCCAUUAAGUAAAACACAGUAGAAGAAUAAUGCAAAACAGAUCAGAAAAGCUUACCCCCACUACUAUGGAGGAAGAACAGGCUCUCCAGAAACGAAAAUUUUAUUGGGGAAAUACACCAGAUGAAGAAGAAUACCACAAACUCCAUAACAUCAAGUCCACUACUUCUUUCUACAAAUCACCAAGAGGCUUAUCUUUAUUCACCAGAUCAUGGCUUCCCCUCACCCCACCACGUGGAAUCAUCUGUAUGGUCCAUGGGUACGGCAACGACAUCAGCUGGACUUUCCAAGCCACCGCGAUCUUCCUCGCCGGCAACGGGUAUGCCUGUUUCGCACUUGACAUGGAAGGCCACGGCCGAUCUGAAGGACUCAAAGCUUUCGUCCCCAACGUCGACGAUGUCGUUGCAGAUUACUUGGCGUUCUUCUCAUCGGUCGUUACUUCAACCGAUGCCAAUUAUCAAAACCUCCCUAAAUUCUUAUUCGGUGAAUCCAUGGGCGGCGCAAUUUGUCUCUUGAUUGAAUGCAAAAGACCUAAAUUCUUCGAUGGCGCAAUCCUGAUCGCUCCGAUGUGUAAGAUCUCGGAUAAAGUAAGACCUAGUUGGCCGAUUCCUGAGAUUUUGAUGUUUGUAUCCAAGUUCGCCCCAAGUUUGGCGAUCGUUCCGACGGCUGAUUUAGUCGAUAAAUCUGUGAAAGUUCCCGAAAAGAGAAUCAUCGCUGGUAUGAAUCCGGUGAGAUACACAGGGAAACCGAGAUUGGGGACAGUGGUGGAGUUGCUACGAGUGACGGAAUAUUUGAGCAGUCAAUUAAGCAAUGUGAACAUUCCAUUCAUCGUGUUACAUGGAAACGCUGAUGUUGUUACAGAUCCCGAAGUGAGUAAAGAUCUGUACGAGAAGGCAAAGAGCAAGGAUAAGAGUUUGAAGAUCUACGAAGGGAUGAUGCAUUCACUGUUGUUUGGCGAAACCGAUGAGAAUGUUGAGCUUGUUCGUGGCGAUAUUUUGUUGUGGUUGAAUGAUCGAUGUUGAAGAUUGAAGAAACUUGAUUUGAUUUUGUUGUUUUGAUCAACAAAUGUGUAUUUGAAGAUGUUUGUUCACCAUCUGUAAAAUAAAUUAUUCACUGGAACUGUGUUUUAAGAAUGUUGGAAGUCGAUGAUGAUUGCUUCA
Messenger RNA from Lactuca sativa (garden lettuce), 1257 nucleotides. RefSeq names its product alpha/beta-Hydrolases superfamily protein. Lineage: Eukaryota; Viridiplantae; Streptophyta; Magnoliopsida; Asterales; Asteraceae. The record is from RefSeq and is a predicted model, not a curated record.